UUCCCAUCUCCGCCGCCUCAUAUAAUCUCGCCCAUCCUAUGCUAGAAGAUGAGGCCGGAGUCCAUUCGUGCGUGCCUGCUCCAGUUAUUCAUGGAUCGCACAACUGAGAGUAAAAAAGGUUACGAUCAAAAGAAGGUUUGCAUAAAUUGGUGAAAUUGGUCGAUCGGUAGGAAAAGCCUGUUUCAGGGCUCUCGAAGAGGUUGAGAAAAACAUCUCCUCGUUGCGGCAAGUGCUCUCUGGUGAUGGAGAAGCAGGAGCGAAUCAAGAGCAAGUCCUGCAAAUAGCACUUGAAAUUUGCAAGGAGGGCGUGCUUUCCCUCUUUGUUCAGAAUCUGCCUUCCUUGGGUUGGGGAAUGGGGCAGAGCGAGCAUUACUCAGGUACUGAACUCACUAGCUCUGAAUUGCAGGUAAGAAAAGAUUUGGUUAUUUGCUGGUGCAUUUUGCUUGGGCAGAAAGUUGAUGAGAAUUAUUGCUGUGUGAAGUAUAUUGAAGAUCACGUGGAGCUUUUAGAUUUCCUAGUUGUUUGCUACAAGAAGUCGGACCUUGCACUAAACUGUGGGAUUAUGGUGAGAGAAUGCAUAAAACAUCCAACCCUUGCCAAAUAUAUCUUGGAAUCCAAUAGCUUUGAGCUGUUUUUCGAGUAUGUUGAGCUGCCGAACUUCGACAUUGCUUCUGAUGCUCUAAACACCUUCAAGGAUUUGCUUACCAAACAUGAAACUGUUGUCUCUGUGUACUUGAGCUCCCACUACGAACAGUUCUUUGAACGGUACACAAGGAUCUUAACAUCAACUAACUAUGUAACAAGGCGUCAGUCGGUGAAGUUCCUUUCAGAAUUUCUAUUGGAGCCUUCAAACUCUAAAAUAAUGAAGCGAUACAUUCAGGAAGUUCGUUUCCUAAAUAUUAUGAUUGGUCUACUGAAGGAUUCAAGCAAAAAUAUCAAAAUAUGCGCCUUCCACGUUUUUAAGGUGUUCGUUGCCAAUCCAAACAAGCCUCCUGGUAUUAUUGAAGCUUUGCGAGACAAUCGCAAGGAAUUGUUGAAACUACUCCACAAUCUUCCUGCAAGUAAAGGCGAAGAUGAACUUGACGAGGAGAGAGACCUGAUCAUUCACCGAAUCGAGAAGUUGUAAUGCUGAUCACCUAUCAGAAGUUCUGACUUGUUUGGCAUAUCAGAAGUUCAGAACAAACCUAUCAAAAGUUCAGAACCAACACCCUGUAAGCCUCCAAGAGCUGCGUCAAUUUGGAGGACAUUGCAGUUCGGCGAAGGAUGGUAUAAUAAAGUCACAAUAAAUAGAUCUGUUAUUCGUUCUUGAGUGAGCUUUUUUAUGUGAUUUUUUUUUGAGACAAAGCUUUUUUAUAUGAUGUGUAGCAUCAACGAAACUUGAGCCAAGAAUAUUAUUGCCGGUACAAUCCGGCCCAGUUUCUGUGA
This is a messenger RNA of Aegilops tauschii subsp. strangulata, 1425 nucleotides long. The record is from RefSeq and is a predicted model, not a curated record. Lineage: Eukaryota; Viridiplantae; Streptophyta; Magnoliopsida; Poales; Poaceae.